CACCACCAACCGUCCCACCUCACGACCAUAAAGAGCCAAGUAUAGAUCCUCAUAAUGGUCGAUCUCACUCCUGCGAGCAAAUCGGCGCCAGCCGUGCCACCAAAGAUGAUGUCCUCGCUCAAAGUCACGGACGAUAGCGUGCUGGUCAUCAAUCAGUUGCUCUUGCCCCAUGUUAUACAGUGGGACCCGGUUCAUACAAUCGAGGAUGCCUUUGAUAGCAUCAAGCAGAUGAGGAUCCGUGGAGCACCGGCGAUCGCCUCGCUUGCCGCUCUGACGGUCUCUCUCGUCCUCACUCGACGUCUCCUGAACCCUCUGGAUGCCUCUACGGACCCUGCGACCACCUCGGCUCACGCUUCAGCCUACCAUGUCCCAGCUCUCAAUUCUCCUGAAACCCUGAAGAACUGGCUCUUGCCCGUCCUCGACUACCUCGAGUCGUCCCGUCCAACCGCCGUCAAUCUGCAAGAAGGGAUGGACAGGAUCCGAAAGACUGUCAAAUCGUCGGCGACUUCCGCGGAGGGAUCUUCUCAGGAGCAGGCGAAGGCGUUGGCGGAAGGGGUCGUCAAGACAUGUCAGAACAUCGAAAAGGAAGACUUGGAGCGGUGCAAGGAGAUGAGCAGGAUCGGGGCUGAAUGGUUGGUAGAAAAGAUCAAGAGGGAGAAGGGCAAGGACAAGUUGAAGGUCAUGACCGUGUGCAAUACGGGAAGCUUGGCAACUUCGGGGUACGGAACCGCUCUAGGUGUCAUCACCGCUCUACACGAAACUGGUCACCUUGACCGAGCCUACUACACGCAAUCAACCCCUUACCACCAAGGCUCUCGAUUGACCUCGCUCGAGCUGUCCACAUUGCAGAUCCCGAGUUGCAUGAUCUGCGACACCAUGGUUGGAUCGCUUUUCCAGCACGAGGACGUCGACGCUGUAAUUGUCGGAGCGGACAGGAUCGUCAAGAACGGUGACACCGCCAAUAAGAUCGGGACGUAUCAGGCCGCUUCCCUUGCCAAGAUGCAUGGGAUCGAUUUCAUGGUCAUCGCUCCCGUCACCACACUCGACCUCACCAAGGCGACCGGAAAAGAGAUCCACAUCGAGCAGCGGCCUGCUGUCGAGGCGACUCAGGCACGAGGUCUGGACCCCUUGACCGGCUCUCAGGUGAUCGUCCAGAUCACUCCCGAUGGUAUCGGUUCGGGAUCCGAGGAAUGGCAGAAAGUCUACAACCCUAGCUUCGACGUUACACCAAACAAGCUCAUCAGCUGCGUCGUUACCGAAAAGGGUGUUGCGGUCAAUCAGGGUGGAGAGCACGGCAUAGACCUCAGCGGGGUCUGCUAGACAGCAGGGCGAACAAGCAAAACAUUAUAGACAAGGACAACGAGGACGGCCGAAAUUGUAGCGUACAUAUAUAUCCCACC
Filobasidium floriforme is the source of this 1400-nucleotide messenger RNA. RefSeq lists its product as uncharacterized. Bases 55 to 1320 code for a protein of 421 amino acids. The record is from RefSeq and is a predicted model, not a curated record. NCBI's taxonomy places the organism in Eukaryota, Fungi, Basidiomycota, Tremellomycetes, Filobasidiales, Filobasidiaceae. The transcript has 6 exons. Gene Ontology annotation, molecular function: S-methyl-5-thioribose-1-phosphate isomerase activity.